AUGUCUUCAACUGGUGCUGCUAGUUCUGCAUACAGAGGAGUCCGCAAGAGGAAAUGGGGAAAAUGGGUGUCCGAAAUUCGCGAGCCGGGAACCAAAACAAGAAUCUGGCUCGGAAGUUUCGAGACACCCGAGAUGGCAGCAGCUGCAUACGACGUCGCUGCGUUGCAUUUUCGAGGACGUGAAGCGAGACUCAACUUCCCUGAACUUGCCAACACUCUUCCUCAACCUUUAAGUAACAAUGCUGAUCAUAUUCGAAUGGCAGCACAUGAGGCUGCUUUGAGUCUCAGAGGCAACAUGUUGGCGCCAUCCGAUAAUAACAGUAGAACUGACAUUGACUCAGGUUCAGGUUUAGUCAGUUCUACUGAUAUGGUGGCGCCAAUGACAGUGAGACUCUCUCCGAGUCAAAUUCAGGCGAUUAAUGAUUCGCCGAUGGACUCUCCUCCGGCGUGGAUGCAAAUGUCACACCAUUUCAUGAUGGAUGAUCAAAGCUACUUGUUUGGGAACAAUGGAUAUGAUUUUGAAGAGAAUUAUGAAUGGGAGGAUAUGCAACAGAGUGAUUCUCUUUGGGAUCCUUGA
This is a messenger RNA of Lathyrus sativus (Indian pea), 576 nucleotides long. The record is from the annotation of a GenBank genome assembly. NCBI's taxonomy places the organism in Eukaryota, Viridiplantae, Streptophyta, Magnoliopsida, Fabales, Fabaceae.